Molecule: messenger RNA, 7227 nt
Organism: Dreissena polymorpha
Lineage: Eukaryota; Metazoa; Mollusca; Bivalvia; Myida; Dreissenidae
Product: myosin-1-like
Exons: 28
Coding region: 188-6526 (2112 amino acids)
Source: RefSeq, a predicted model, not a curated record
UUUUGAAUCGAGGCCGACAACGAAAUUCAAAAUAUCUGAACUGUCUAACAAGAUGCAAAUGAAUUUGCUGACAACUUUUUGUUGUUUUUAUUUGUAAUACCCACGAGGGGAGUUCGGCAGUAUUGAAAGAUAGAUAGAUGACCUAAAUUGCUGGAGCUUGAACAUUUUUUAUAACACAGCAUUUGAAAUGGAUCCAGACAAGAAGACAACACUUGUACAUUGGUUCAAUUUGGUGAGUGAGUCUCCCAUCAGAUCCCUGGAUGAUCUCCGAGAUGGGGUCCACAUUGUUAAGCUCCUGCUGUCAUGUGGGGAUAUUUUGCCGUCUGAUGUUGAACUGGAUACACAACAACAGCGAAUCACGGCAUUGAAGAAUUACUUAGAAGGAUUUUAUCGUCAAAGCUUUGAUGACAAUCAGCUCAUUAACUUUGAUGGCUUCACAUGUGGAACGCUUCAUGGGGACGUUUAUGAUUUUGAGAUGGGAAAGUUGUUGCUAGCGCUGCUGGGGUGCCUGGUACAGGAGAAGUGUCGUACCAGAUUCAUCAACCCGGCCAUGAGCAUGGAACCGGUACACCAACUGCACGUGAAAGAGAUGGUGGAGUGUAUCGUGUUCAGCACCUCUGAUUACCUCACGGCAGAGUUGGGACAGGUCCUCAAACAGCCUGCAAUGUGUGGCUCUCACUGCGACGCUGUUCCUUUCUUCAAACUAGUUGCUUCUGGGGACCACAUGUUUGUAUCGCCCGACCAAGCCAGCACACCCUCCAACAAGAGCUGCCAGGUGGGAAUUAACAAGAGGACUCGCAUAUUGCGUAACAAGGGUCAUCGUCUGCCCUAUUCAAUGUAUACAAACUCACCAGGGGGUGCUAACUCCAGUGGGAUUGGUAUCCGUGACAUCUCCAGUCCCAUGAGAGUGAUGUCCCUAUCCUCCCCAGUGACGCCUCUCGGUGCUUUGAUGCAGUCUCCACAGCUGGCUCAGAAGGCUCUUCUAAGGCAAAAGAACAAGGAGCAGAAGCGUCUAGAGGCAGCCCUGGAGAAUGAGAGACAUCUCCGGAGCGAGCUCGAACUCGACCUGCAAGACCGCACAGCACAGAUACAGGACAGGGAUGUGCGUCUGCGUGACCUUGAGCGCCAGCUGGGCGAGGCAAGGAAGAUGAGAGACCAGCUGGAUGAGUUAGACACCCUGAGACAGGAGAACAACCAGCUCACCAGGGACCUACGAGAUUUGAAGAUGCGUCUGAGUGAACAGAAAGAUGUGAGGGAACAGAACGCCAUGCUCGAGAGAGAGAACAAGGAGGCUCUUGGAGAUCUGGCCAAGGCAAGGGAGGAGCUGAGUUUUCAAGAGAUGCUGAAGAAGGCAAGUGAGGAGUACCGGGCCCAGUGUCACAAGCAGCAGGUUCAACUCCUGGACCUGGAGGCGCGCGUGCAGCAUUGGGAGGGGGAGGCCCAGCGAGUGCGGGCUACACUCAGCGAGACCGAGAACAGUCGCCAGGUGGCCAUCAACAACUGUAACCAGCUGAAGAGGGAGAAAGAAGAGCUGGAGGAACUGCUCUCAGCUAACAAUGCAGGCAUGAGUGGCUUAGUUCCGGUGUUCAACGGAGAGUCUAUGAACAUUGUGACAGAGAAACGCUUGGCGGAGGUACAGGCACAGUAUGAGGAGAUGCGUUCAUCGUGGGUCGACCCUCACAUGCAUGACAUUGUCCGUAAACAGCUGGCUCAGGAACAACAAACCAAGCAGACAUUUGAGGAGAAGUAUGUGGAGGCAAAGAAGAGAGAGAUGUCACUGUCUGAUCAGCUUGAGAGGCUACAGUCCACUCUCAUCAGCACACAGAGCUCUGUAGCCAACCUGGAGAGUAGACUGGCCACCAGUCAGGAGGAGGGUCACAGUUUGGCAAGUCAGGUAACCAGUCUCACAGAGCAGCGCACCAGAUUGGAGGAGUUGGAGGCCAGUCUAGUGCAGGCUAACAAGGGACUGCAGUCGAAAGUGGAGCAGUUGGAGGCACAGAUCAGCCAAGCCAAUACACAGCUGCACAUGAUUGCAAAGGAGCUUGAAGUAGAGAAGGAAGUGAGUGAGAACCGCCUGAAGGCUCUCAAGAGUGAUACGCAGGAGGUGGAGGAAUGUCUGAGAGAGGAGCUGACCACGCUGAGGCUCAAGUGGGACAGUGAUAGCUCACAGCUCACGGAGCGGGUCAGGGGCCUUGAGUCAGAGCUCGACAAACAGGCAGCUAGUGCUGAGAAGGCGAAGAAGAAACAUGCCGAGAAUGUUGCAGAGUACGAGGCUCACUUGAAAGAUGUGAAGGAAAAGUCUGAAGAGAGACUGAAUAAGUUUCAGGAAGCUAAAGAUGAGUUGGAGGAGUAUAAAAAAACAAGUGAUGCUGCAGUGGAGGAUCUGAAGUGUACUCUGGCGUCCAUGACGAAGGAAAAGAAGGCGGCUGAGAGGGAGGUACAUAGACUGGGUCUGGAGUUGGAGAAUGUAAGGGCUAGUGGAAAGACAAAAGUGGACAGUGUGGAGAGUAGACUGUCAGAACUGGAGAAAUGUCACCAAGAGGAGGUGUGUGAACUGAAGCAGAAGAAUAAGCACAUCACUGAGGAGUGUCAGACAUUGAAGAAAGAGCUGCAAACGGUAAAUGUGUCGUUUGAAAAGAAAAAAACUGAGUUGCAGCAAUCACAUGAACACAUGAAAGACUUGAAUAGCAGGAAUGGUGAGCUGAUGUGUCAGAUUGAGGAAUCCUCUAGAAAUAUCAUGGAGUUUGAAAAUCAGGUGAAGCUAUACAAUGAACGUUUUAAUAGUGAUGCAGCUAUUAGAAGUAAUCUUGAAUCUCAGAUAGAAAACAUGAUGAAGCAGUUCAGUAAAGAGAAAGACAGUCUUGAUGCAGAAAUCUUUGAAAAUGUUAAGGAAAUUGCAGUAUUGACAGAGAAAAUGGCCAACAAUGAAGAGUCAUUCAAAGAAAGUCUAGCAUCUAUCAGAGACACUCAUGCACAAGAAGUGAAGAUUCAGACAAAAUUGAUAGAGCAGCUGAAAAGUGAGUUAAUGAAAGUAAAAAAUCUUUCUGAUGAAAGUUUGAAGUCAUUUGAAUCUAAGGAAAGUGAUUAUAAGACCCAAGUAGAAAAGCAAAAAGGACAGAUUACAGAACUAGAAUUUGCAUUGAUAGAGAAAGAAGCAAUGGCCACUACCAUGGCCACUCAGCUUGAGUACUUGAAAGGUGUAGAGAAGACACUGAAGUCUACCCUGACCUGUCUAGAAGCAGACAACAUGGCCAUCAAGAAUCUGCUGUCAGAAGGGAACCAGGUAAAGGGAGAUCUUCAUAAGAUCAUCUCAGACAAGGAAGUGGAAUUAACGAAAAUCAAACUGCAAAUGGAAGAGAAUCAGGAAGUCAGGGCUAGGGAGGCUGACGGAUACAGUCGUAAAAUGGAAGCACUGAAACAAGAGUUUGAGUCAGUUAAAAUGGAGUCUAGCAUAGUGAAGGAAAAUCUAGAGAAAGUCAUCGAGGAAAAUAAAGCAGAAAUAGAAUUGUUGAAAAAAAGCCUUGAAACAACUAGUGCUGAAAGAUUGUGUGAAAAGAAUAAUCUUGUGUCUCAGAUUGAACUAUUGAAAGCUGAAUGUCAAGCACAUGUGGCUUGUAGGUCUGAAUAUGAGUCAGAAAUAAACAGAUUGAAGGAAAUUUUAAAUAGUAACUUGUCAACACAGAUUUCAGAAAAGACGGAUUACGAAGUACAAAUUAAAACUCUAAGUGCACAGCUCAGUAAAAAAGAAUCUGAAGUGAAUGUUUUACAACAACAUAUUACUAAGGUUACUGAAGAAAAAGGAACAAGUGAGAAUAAUUUUAAAUCCAAUCUAGAGGUUUUACAGGCAUCUGUCACUGAAAAAGAGUCUCAGUUAGCUGAACUGAAAGACAAACUGGUUGAAACAGAGAGUUACUGGAGGUCUCAGUGUGAGGAACUUGAAGAAGAAUACACUAAAGGCACUCAGGAUCAGAAAUCAGAACUGCAGAGUCAGUUGGAAGACCUGGAGUCCAAAUACGAAGACAAACUGUUAAAACUCUCCAAUGAAAAAGAUAUUGCUAUGGCAAACAAGGACGAGGUGCUAAAUGCAAAGGUGCAAGAGUUGGAAAAGAUGUUGGGAGACAAAAACACUGGUAUUGCUAACCUUCAGGUGAAACUCGAUGAUCAGAAUGUGAAUUACCGGCAGAUGAUGUGUGAGAUGGAAGAAAAACUCAGUGGGGAAAACAGGGACCUUAAGUCCAGGAUCUCCCAGUUAAAGUGCCAGUAUGAGACAAUGAUAGAAACCAACGAGAAAGAGACCAGAAAGAAAGUUCAUGAUCUGGAAGACAAAAUAAGGGAACUGGAGAGUGUCAGAAUGGCUAUAGAACAAGAACUGAAUGGUGAGAGAGAGAAUGUGAAUGUGUUGAAAGGAGAGCUGGCUGCCAUGAGGAUCAAGGUGUCAGAACUGGAGGGUAUGAUCUCAGAGUCCAACUGUCUGCAAGUGGAGAGGGAGGAGCGGAUAUCUGAGCUGGAGAAGGCAGUGUGUGCAGCAAGGGAUGAUGUGGGUCAGGUGAGGGCUGACAGGUCAGAACUGGAGCGUCAAGUGGAGUACACCAGGGAGAGAAAUGACAUACUCACUGCCGAACUGUCCAGUAAUCAGCAACAGUUGGCUGCGGUUGAGGAGGAGAAGCGUCAGCUAGAGUUGCAGCUUGGAGAGCUGUCCAGUGAGUUGACUGCGCGGGCCAGUCAGCUGAGAGAGCAGUCUGAGACCGAGGCACGCAUGUGGAAUGUGGAGAAAAUGGAGCUGGAGAGACAGCUGCAGGCAACUCAGAAAUGUUAUGAUGCUGUGCAGAAGUCUGAGACAGAGCUAGAGGGUGCUGUGGAGUCACUGACUGGAGAGAAGGCUCGUCUGGAGACGAGAUGCCAGGAGCUUGAACGCAAACUGCACGCGGCCCAGGAGGCCUCAAGGCAGCUGGCAGAUGACGGGUCAGUCACGAGGGAACAGAUGAACAAACUCAAUGGGCAGCUUGUGUUGACUAGCGAUGAGUGCAGGAGGCUGACUGAGGUGAACUCCCGAGGGGCUUCACAGCUGGAGGCGAUGCAGAAAGAGUUAAGCAUGAUCAGUCAGAAGUAUGAGCAGGAAGUGAGACAGGAGAGGACUGCCUGUGAGAUCAUGAGUCUCGAGCUGGAACAGGCUAAGGAGAAGCUAUCCAAUGAGGUCAAGGAACGAGAGAGACUUCAGGGAAUCAACGACCAGUACAACAUUCACUACAACCAGAAGAAAAAAACCAUUGUGGAUCUCCAAACACAGCUAGAGAAUGCUCGAGUCCUUGAAGAGAGGUACGCCGACCAGUUGGCUAACAAGAUGGUGCCUCUACAAGACGAACUCAACGUUGAAAAGGCCAAGAACAACAAACUGGCUGUGAAGACUCGUCAACUGGAGACCCAGCUGGACCUGGCCGAGAGGAAGCUGAGGGAGUACAAGCAGCAGCUGGAGAAGGGAUCUGCUCUCUACUUUGGGGACCCCUCACACUUUGAGGAGAUGAUAGCUGACAAGGAGAACGCUGCUGACGCCAGCUUCAUGGAGAACCACCCCUGCUCAUUCCCUGGUGGUGAGUCGACCGUGAUAGAGAAGAAACGCCCCAGCUCCCUGGAGAGCAUUUCAGAGCAGACCCUCACACCUCGCACUAGACUGAGCCGAGCGAACAAGAGGAUAUCCAAGUCUGUCAGUGCAUCCACUGUUGCCAGUAGUGAUGACGUGGACACAGUGAGUAUCGGGUCUGCCACAUCCCUGGCAUACAGACUGCGGUCCCGGGAAUCCACGGCAACGCUCAACAGGAGCAUAUCCAGCCAUGACUCCUGCCGCUCCAAUGCAUCAAACGUACCAAGGGGUACGGGUGGCCUGUACAACUGUGAGGAUGAGCCCAUGGAACUUGAAUGGGGUCGUAUUGGGGAGCUGUCCCGGCGCAAUACCAUGUGCCCCUCCCACCUGAAGACCUCCUACCCCGUGGAGACCCAGCGCUACAACCCCAACCGGUUCCGGGAGGACGCUCUCCGGGAGAGCCACAUUGGGACUGGGCAGCUUACGGCCAGCGGGAAGAAACGCAAGCAGGUCUUUGAUACAGACUCAGGCAGCGACUCUUCUGAUAGCAAGAAUAAACAGGCCAAGACAGGAUGUGUGUAUCAGAAGCCAGGCCCUCCAACCCCGGGUAAUACUCGCCGCAAUUCUAAAGGCUCUCGUUCACCUGGCAACAGGCGUAACUCCAAGACUGCCAAGUCUCCUCGCACCCCGAUGUCGCUACGCAGCAGACGAUCGCCCAAACGAACUCCCAAAAAUUCAACUCCUCACCGCAACUCUAAUAUUGAGAAUGGCAGUUCAGGCAAAAAGGGUCUGGCCUACGAUAUUGGCUUUAGUCCGCUCUCGAUGAACCGCUCCACUUCACGUCUGACCAGGCAGCAGGGCUUCAUACAGAAACAGCCCCAGGCAGCCGGCAAGGAUGCAACAAGGAAGCCUCUAGGGAUUAGGAACUAUCAGCAGACAGGGGUUUAGGGGUCCCUGUGUAGGGAUCAAAAACUAUCAGCAUACAGGGGUCUCUGUAAGGGUCAGCCCCACCUGUGACAUGGAAAUGUGCUCGUGUGUUUACUUGUUAACAACUGAGUUGCUGAAAAUAGGGGUGUCUGAUUUAAUACUCACCGGGAUAGAUUGUGAAAAGUGUUUAUAAUAUAGUAAAGUGGUAUAAAGAGAAUUUUUAUGUCAGGUUUUAGGUAUGUAUGUAAAGAUUGUUUUUAAUUCCAGUACACAUUUUUUAUACGCUUAUCUAGUAUCCAAGUUUAAAAAGGGCAUUGACAUUUUGUCUGCUGUUACAUGUGCAGAUUUAAUUUAUUUUAUGUUUUGUUGUGUGGUGCUAUUUGUGUAAAACUAUCAGUGUAUUUCUUGCUUCCUUUCUCCUUCUUUUGUCACCUCUUCUGUGGGCAAAUUUAAAUCUGUCAAAUUUCCGUUUUGUUGUGUGUAGGUUUCCAAAAUGUUGAUCUCAAUCAUGCUAUGAAAUCAUCAAAAACAGUGAAUCAUAUUGUACAUUCAUUGAUGAAACUGAUUUUCAUAUAUCAUUUUUCAUGGAAUGAUUUUUGUUUAUUAGAUUUUUUAGAAGACUUGCUCUUUGCUUACAUAAUAUUGUCAUGCUAUUUAAUCAGACAUUGGUUGUGAAUAGAUUUGUCAUCAUAUGGCUGUAAAUAAAACUUGAUAGUAGAGUA